AUGAGACAAGGAAAUGAUAGAAAUGAAUCAAGAAAUGAAGGUAGAGUUAGAACAAAAACCGUUAAAAGAGCUUCAAAAGUUCUUAUUGAACGUUAUUAUCCAAAAUUAACUUUAGAUUUUGAAACCAACAAACGUUUAGCUUCAGAAAUUGCUGUUAUUCCAUCAAAACGUUUAAGAAAUAAAAUUGCUGGUUACACUACUCAUUUAAUGAAACGUAUUCAAAAAGGUCCAGUUAGAGGUAUUUCUUUCAAAUUACAAGAAGAAGAACGUGAACGUAAAGAUCAAUAUGUUCCAGAAGUUUCUGCUUUAGAUUUAUCAAACACUAAAAACCAAUUGGAAGUUGAUCAACAAACUGCUGAUUUAGUCAAAACUUUAGGUUUCAAAUUACCAUUAUCUGUUGUUUCAAUCUCUUCUCAAAGAGCUCCAGAACGUCGUUUCAGAAAAAGAAACUAG
Molecule: messenger RNA, 453 nt
Organism: Hansenula anomala
Lineage: Eukaryota; Fungi; Ascomycota; Saccharomycetes; Phaffomycetales; Wickerhamomycetaceae
Gene: RPS17B
Product: 40S ribosomal protein eS17
Exons: 2
Coding region: 1-453 (150 amino acids)
Biological process (GO): translation
Cellular component (GO): ribosome
Molecular function (GO): structural constituent of ribosome
Source: RefSeq, a predicted model, not a curated record